GUUUGUGUUUAUUAAUAAUUUUAUUAGGCUUAGGCAUAGAUCACAUUCAGUAAUAGAUCUAUAUUUUUACUAGGAAAUCAACCGAUCUAGUAAAACGUAAUAAUUAUCUUUUAGAAGUCUGUAGACCCAUAUUUAAAAAAUGUUCGGGAAGAAAAAGCCGCAGGAAUCAGGGAGAGACCCAGGAAAACGCAAAGGAGCAGAUCUGAUGAACCAGAUGGGAUUUGGUCCUAUUCCUGGUAUUGGGGACAUGGAUGGAAUGGAUUAUGGAGAUGACGAUGAUGAUUUAGAAGCAGAGCUGGCCGAGCUUGCUGGAGAAGAUUACCAGCCUGUGAAAAAACCAAAACCCAGAAGCAAAGGUGUAACUUCCAUUGAUCACAUAGAGAAAAUGGCUGCUUCCGGCCUGCAAGAUAUUGAUGAUGAUGUGUCAGAUACAGAGGACCCUGAUCUUCUGGCAGAGCUGGAGGAUUUGGAUGAUGAUGAUGACCACAUCUCACCACAAAGGUCAAGAAGUUCACAACUAUCCCCAACCCCAGCUCAGCCCCAGAGAUCAGGAAACACAUCCUCCGUCACUCCCCCAUCCCAACCACAGAGGUCCGGAAAUGCAUUCGCAGCCUUCCCCGCCUACCAGCCUCAGACCUCACCUGUUUCCAAGCCGUCGUCUGAAAAUGUCACCCCCCGAGCAUCACCCUCUGUCCAGCCACCCCAGCCUCAAGCACCCUCACCCAAACCAUCCCCCGGGGGAUCUUUGACCAGCGUCCUGGAGGAGAGGAUGUCUUUGUAUAAGCAAGCUCAUGCUGCUGCCAAAACUGCUGGAGACGGCGCUAAACAAAGGCGGCUUGACAGAGGCAUCAAGACCCUAGCUGAUUUGUUGCGGCAAGCAAAGGCAGGUAAACCAAUCAAUGAAGAGGAAAUCCCACCUCCAGUUGCACUAGGUGCCAGUGUGGCCGCUGAUUCACAAGGGGAUAAAGGCUCAGCUACAACCACUAAUGAUUCUUGUGGAGUAACGGUACAUUUACAUUUUUUAGCUACCAGUGCUGAAAUCUCAUCCCAGAGUUCAACUCCUUCAUUCUCUGAACAAACUGGUUCUAAGCAGAUGUUAGAAGCUAGGAGAGAUGAGUACAAGAAAGCGGCACUGUUGGCAAAACAAAGUGGUGACAUGGCCAAAGCUGGAAACUAUGUGAAAAUUUCAAAGCAAUUUGACAGUGUAAUUAAAGCAGUGGAGGAAGGGAAAGCUGUGGAUUUAUCAAAAAUGCCUCAGAGCCCCCCUGAGAUUUCAGGUGCAUCUGUGCAGGUAACAGCCCGCCCUGAAACUGUCACCCCAACUCAGAGGUCUGUGCAGCUUGAAGCAGGAGCUGAGCCAGAGCUGCCUACAAUCAGCGCUGAACAAGAAAAGGCCAUCUUCAAUGCCCCAGAUGCACCUAAAACAGUGAUGGAGGCCCUGACACAGAGAUUAGAGAAAUACAAAUCUUCAGAGACUGCAGCCAAAAAUGAUGGGGAUUCUAGCAAGUCUAGAAGGAUGGGCAGGAUAGUUAAGCAAUACGAGGAUGCCAUCAAGAUGUACAGAGCUGGUAAACCAGUGGACUUUGAUGAGCUGCCAGUGCCUCCAGGUUUUGGGCCCAUACCUGUUGAUAGGCCAUCAGCUUCCAGUGCACCUGUACCAGCACCACGACCUAAUGCAACUGACCCUAAGCCAGCAGAACCUACAGCAAGACCAGUGCCUCCAGUUGUUGCGGCCAAGCCAGUGCCUCCAACCGUAGCAGCCAAACCAGUGCCUCCAGCCGUGGCGUCUAAGCCACUUCCACAACCCAGCGCCUCAGUGGCUCCGCCUAUUCAGCGCCAGAACACUGCUAGAAAGAGCAUGCACUCUAGGCAGGAACAACAACUCUCAUUUUUACAGGAAAGAAUGGGAGAAUUUAGACAAGCGGCCAUGAAUGCUAAAAAGAACCAAGACAUUGAGCUGGCAAAGAAGUAUGUUAGAAUGAUGAAGGGUUUAGAGCCCAUGAUAGAAGCGUGUGAGAGUGGUCUCCCUGUAGACUUGGCACAGGUCCCACCAUCCCCAAUAGGGAUAGACGAUGCUGAAGAUAAGUUUGUUGUUGUCUCCGCUGAGGACUGCACACCCACAGGGGACAGGGAUGAGGUCUACGAGAACUUAAAAACUGACCUCAUCAGGCAAAUACAGAUCUGUGUCACCAACGCCCAACACUACCAGAAGCUGGGAGACGUCCCCGCAGCAGCUAAAUUUCAGAAGCUUGAACAAAACAAUCGCAAAGAUUUGGAAUCCUUAAAAAGUUCACAUCGGCAUGGUGACCCUGUACCUAAGUUUCACUAUGAAACACGAACUUUUUCAAUGGUCCAAAGUAACACAGAGCUGGGUGAUGGUGACUUAGAGUUAACUAUUGUAAGAGGGAUACAGUACAAUUUACCUUCAGGAUUUUCUGAAAAAGAUAUGGACACCUGUGUCAAAUAUGAAUUUGCAUAUCCAACAGAACAACCUCAGACAGGUAGUACAGCCACGGUAAAAGAUACCAUCAAUCCAGAAUAUAACGAGUCAUUUAAAUUGGAAAUUAAUCGUAAAUCUAAAGGUCUCUUUCGAUUUGUUGAAAGGAAAACCAUUAAACUGGAAAUCUACAUCAAAAGGGGUUUUUUCAAAGGGGAUAAACUUUUAGGGACAGUCCAUGUCAAGUUACAACCUUUAGAAAACCAGUGCAGCAUUCAUGACAGUUUUGAUCUUGUAGAUGGUAGAAAAUCUGUUGGAGGUAAACUAGAGGUGAAGGUGAGGAUACGUGACCCUUUUAAAAACAAGCAAGUGGAUGAAGUGGCUGAAAAAUGGCUGGUUAUAGACCAGUUCAUUAGGACAGCAGGGUCAAAGAGUCAAAUAGAAGCAAAGGCACCAAAAUCAACAAGCGAUGGGACAAGUUGUAUGGAAGUCCUACGCUAUGAGAAACAACUGUUGGAUAAACAGAUCCUGCAGCUGAAAGACAGCUUAAGCUUGUCACAGACCCAGGUUCUGAAGCACAAGAGUGCUAUGAUUGAGGAGAAGAUUGAAUUACAGCAAAAAAGAUUGAGGGAAGGUGGACGGGAUGCUUGGAAAGCCUAUCUAGAUACAGUACAAGCGGAAGUGCUGAGUUUUCACAGAGAGGCCAUGCAGUUUGCUAAACUUGGGGAUAAACAGAAAGCUGAGGUGUAUUUGACAAAGAAAAAGUUUGCUGAGAAAGAGCUGGCUGCAAUCAAGGCAAAGUUUAACACUUAGAUAUAAGUCAUAAUUGUUUCCAUGAUUUUUUAUUGGAGGAAGUAUUUUUUUGUAAACAGAAGAUACAUAAGUUAAAAUAUAUGAUCAUUUUAGUCAACAAGCCUUAGAAAUAAAUUAAAUAUAAUUAAUUUUGUUUUUGCAUUUAAUUUUUUUUUCAUCGCUUUAAUGUUUCAUCUGUUUUAUGCAAGGCUUGUUUUAUUAGACAUAAAGUAAUCUACUUAGAGCACUGAAAGAUGAACGCUGGUAUAUUGGACUGAUUUUGUGUCAAAAUGUUUUAAUUCACCCAUCUGUAAAUAAAACAAUGUACAUAUUUUCAUAAAUGAGAACUAUUUUUACAGAGCAAUUGGAAACAUUUGAU
Physella acuta is the source of this 3608-nucleotide messenger RNA. Its product is annotated as coiled-coil and C2 domain-containing protein 1-like. The record is from RefSeq and is a predicted model, not a curated record. Gene Ontology annotation, molecular function: DNA-binding transcription repressor activity, RNA polymerase II-specific. NCBI's taxonomy places the organism in Eukaryota, Metazoa, Mollusca, Gastropoda, Physidae.